UUCUUCACUCGUUCGCUGGUCGCAUUAUUUUUUCGGAAAUUUUCGUUCGCGAAUACGCCAAGAAUAGGGCUUCUGAUUGUCAACUGUUAUUCGCACCGAAUUUUGAUUAAUAUCGAUACACGUGGCUAAAAUUUACUAUCUCAAGAUAUUUUUAACCUCUCGAGCAUUUUCAGAGAGCAAGAGAGGCAAUGUGAAAUGGUUAUACCCUCGCCGUCGCCAGUGGAUCGGUCAAUUUUUUUCAUCUUGCUGUUGUACUGCAGUGGUUCUUGAAAGAGUUAUGUGAGAGCAACAGCAAAAGUUUUCAAGAUAUUAUAGAUGGAUGCUGAGUGUUUUGCAAGCUGAUGGGACACCUGUUUUGGAGCUGAUCCAAAGUUGCACGUUUUUAUGAUUAAUGAAAUGAGUACUUUGGAUGGCUUUGAUGAUUUGCAUCGUGAUGUGUGUAAUUUUCUGAAUCAUGGUGCUGCUACAAAGUUGCCUGUAGCUGAAAAGUACCACAUGGAUCAGAUUCGUGUUGAUGACAGUAGUCAAAUAUCUACGAGUUAUCAAUCAAAAGAAUGGAGUCCCACUAUAAUUAGACAAAUUUUUCCUGUCAACUCCAUUGGUGAUUCUGAAGAUAAAUUGUCAAGUUUUAUAUGCAAAUUUUCAACUGUGCCCAGGCUGUACAUCAAUCUACUGCAAUACUUUUCUAAUAGUCUUUCAAGAGAGGAGAAAAAAGAAAAUAUGAAAUUGAAUAUAAUGUAUACAAGUUUUCCAAUCAGAAUAUGUAUUGUGUUCUUGUCCCUAUUCCUCAUUCUACAAUUAAUACCAACAACUAAUGCAUCAGAACCAUUAGGAAAUCCAUAUCACAUUUUAGGAGUUUCACGACAUGCAACUCUGAAAGAAAUACGUAAAUCAUAUAAGAAUUUAGUUAAAGAAUGGCAUCCGGAUAAAACUGAUCACCCAGCAGCAGAAACCAAAUUUGUGGAAAUUACAAGAGCUUAUGAGCUAUUGUCUGAUCCUGAGAGGCGCAGGAGAUUUGAUAAUCAUGGAAUAACAGAAGAAGGUCUACCAAGACACAGGAGAGAUAAUAGUGACUUCAAUAUGAAAGAUCCCUCUGAUAAAUUUUUCUCUGGAAACUUCCAAUUCCAUUACCAGAGUAGAGAUAUUUCUCUUUUCCACAAAAUGAGUAUAACGUAUAGAGCUUAUGAAAAUAAUGUGUUACCGAAGAGUCAUAAGACUCCGCAUUUAAUACUUGUAUAUUCAGACUGGUGUUUUGCUUGCUUGCAAGUUGAACCUAUUUGGCGGAGAUUAAUAGAAGAGCUUGAGCCACUAGGAGUCAAUCUAGUCACUGUUCAUGCUGAAAGAGAAUCUGGUUUAGCAAGAAAACUCAGCAUCCAUAGUUUGCCCUGCCUUGCUGUUACUGUUGAUGGUCGGACCAGUAUUUAUAAAGAAUCAAUGUUAAGUGUUCAAAAAGUAGUUGAUUUUCUCAGGAGUAAAUUUCCGUAUAGAUUACUAUACAAUGUGAACAGUAACAAUAUAGAAAGCUUUCUAUCUGGAUGGGUAGAUAAUAGAAUAAGAGCACUUAUAUUUGAAAAUAGAGCAAGUCCAAGGCUGAGAUAUUUGCUUGUUGCCUUACAUCACCAAGAUAGAGUUGUUUUUGGCUUUGUGCAGACUGGCAUUCCCGAAACAGAAGCCAUCACGACGAGAUAUAACGUUUCAGAAGACAUGGAUACAUUAUUAUUGUUCAAUGAAAACUUUGAUAAGCCAGUUGCAAGAGUGACCAUGCAAGAUAUUCCAAGUGAUAUGAUGCAUAAGCUAAUUGAAAGUCAUAAAUUUCUAAUAUUACCAAGACUUUCGAAUCAAGCCAUGCUGGAUUCCAUAUGUCCACAAGUGUGGCAGAAGUUGCAGAAGCGUUUGUGCGCGAUUUUAGUUUCGCAAAAUAAUCCAGACUCUGAUGUUGUUAGAGAUAAGUUUAGACAAGCAGCUUUGGUUGCUCCGUACAAAACUGAAAAAGUUAAAUACACGUACGUCUUCAAAGAUGCUCAAUCGAAUUUCAUAUCCGCUCUUCUAACUGGCGAAGCCAGCCCAUCAGACCCGCUAAAUCAUAUUGUGAUUAUUUGGAGGCGAGAUUCUAGUCAUGUUAAGUACGAGUGGUUUUUCGCUAAUUGGGCUGAUACAACGGCCAAUGAUAAUCGGUGGAAUGAGACUCGUCUAAGUUUAGAUCAAACUAUACAAAGACUUUUACGUUCUUCUGAAGCGUUGCCGUAUGCUGCUAAUGUACAAGACCUGACGGAUGAACAUGCUCUGAGUACUGUUGAAAAGAUUAUUAAUAGAGCGAUAAAUGCGGUCGAUUAUCUAUCUGAGAAUCUUACAAAAGAACAAAUUCUUCCAUUAUUGUCUGUCUUUGCCACGCUGUUAUUAAUCGGAGCAGUCGGCUAUGGAAUGUCGUAUUUAGUGAAAUUAGAGGAGGCUAGUGUACAAGCCAAAUACGGUCAAUUCAAAGAGAAUUCAAAGGCUGUUUCACCGCAACCGCAACUGCGGCUCCAUGAGAUGAGAGCCGAGACAUUUAAUGGACUCGUUCGACUUCUCAAGCCAGGAUGUCGAACGAUCGUUCUAUUAGUCGAUAAUCAAACUAAAUUGAAAUUGUUGCCAUCUUUCCAUAAAGCCGUUUGGCCAUAUAGGAAAAACAAAACUUUAAUGUUUUGCCACUUAUCACUGGAACGAGGACUUGAGUGGUAUAAGAAGAUUUUAACACUAAGCUUACCGGAACCUAGAGAAUUGAAUAUCAACGCGAAAAAUUGCGUUGGCACCGUUUUAUCAUUGAAUGGACAUCGCAAGUAUUUCUGCAUGUACCAUGCCAAACACCCAGAGUCGAAGAAAGGAAAAAGUUCCAGACGUAUGGAAAGGAUGACCAAACGAUUAUCUCAGCCCGAAGAUGCCGAAGCUGGAGCCUUCAUUGGUUUCGAUGAUUCAAGUGAUUCUGAGUUUUCACAGGAUGAGAUUCAGAGCGACGUGAUAUAUCAGGACAAAUUACUGGACGGUCUAUCAAUGUGGCUUGACAGGCUAUUUGAAGGUUCAACGCAACGUUAUUACAUAAAUUACUGGCCAGAUUUCACUGCAAAAUAAAAAAAGUGGUAAAAUAAAUAAGAGUAUACGCCUUCUACAAUAUAUAUAUAUAUAUAUAUAUAUAUGUAUACGUAUACAGUGCCCGACACGUACUUUUACCCACCCUGAGCCGAAAUUUGCCAAACUUGAAAGUUUUAUAUCUCAACGAAAAAGAGUCGUAGAAUAAAAAAACUUGAAGCCAUUUUAAAGGUAAUAGCAAAAGCUUUAAGUAACGUGAAGAUAAUAUUGUUUGUACUAGAAUUAAGUUUUUUAUGCUUAAAAAAUGAACAUAAAAAAUUUCUUUUUUUUGCCCAUAUACAAAUUUAUUUAUUUGCUACGCAAAUCAGCGGAUCAUUAAAAAUCCAAGUAAAAUUAGAAAGUGGAAUUUUAAAUAAGAGUGACAAAACUCAUCUCUGAUUUUUUUAUACAGAGAUAUAGCUAAUAUAUAAAUAUAUAUUUAUUAAAAAAAAAUUGUUUUUUUCAUCGACUCAUAUCUCGAUUACUAUGCAUUAAAUAAAAAAACUUUAAAGAUAAAAGUUGUUUCUUUUUUGGUCGAGAAUACAAAAAUAAAGUGAAA
This is a messenger RNA of Phymastichus coffea, 3661 nucleotides long. RefSeq names its product dnaJ homolog subfamily C member 16 (gene l(3)80Fg). The record is from RefSeq and is a predicted model, not a curated record. Lineage: Eukaryota; Metazoa; Arthropoda; Insecta; Hymenoptera; Eulophidae. The transcript has 12 exons. The coding region runs from base 385 to 3105 and encodes 906 amino acids.